Molecule: messenger RNA, 6004 nt
Organism: Chelmon rostratus (copperband butterflyfish)
Lineage: Eukaryota; Metazoa; Chordata; Actinopteri; Chaetodontiformes; Chaetodontidae
Gene: pitpnm3
Product: PITPNM family member 3
Exons: 20
Coding region: 280-3156 (958 amino acids)
Biological process (GO): phospholipid transport
Cellular component (GO): cytoplasm
Molecular function (GO): phosphatidylcholine intramembrane carrier activity; phosphatidylcholine binding; metal ion binding
Source: RefSeq, a predicted model, not a curated record
AGGUGACUGAGCGCACAGCUGCGGAUUCUCCGGUUUUCUGAAUUUCUCUGUUUUUCCCCCCGCUUUCCACGGUGAGAGGAGACCGACACGGCCACCGGAGCUCCCCGCGCCUGCUUCACCCUGCUUCAGUCCGGCAGGCGUCAGGUGCAGCAGGCAGGAAGAGGGACGGAGGAAGAGCCGCUGCUUGAUUAACUAUCUGACAAAACGUCUCUGCGCAGAGCAACGCGACGCUGUUCCCGAGUGACCGCAGACAGGCAGAGACGCACAGGAGAGGACACUAUGUCAAAGGAGACCAGGGGAAAAGGAUCACGAAAGCACAGCGCCACCCAUUGGUGUCUGCAGAAUAUCGCACAAGAAUCGGUUGACAGCUCUGAUGAGGAGUUCUUUGAUGCCAGAGAUGUUAUGGAGGGAAAGAGCGCCAUUCUGCUGGGCAUGAGUCAGUGGAACUCAAAUGACCUGGUGGAGCAGAUUGAAACUCUCGGACACAUGGAGGACCAGUCACAUGACGGCCUCUACCAGCUGGGUGGUCCACGCUGUGCCCCUCAGAGCAGCAUUGAAGGACUGGAGGACAUAGAGAGGAAAUGUAAGACGCACGUGCUGCUGCUGGUGGUGCACGGCGGAAACAUCUUGGACACAGCAGGCGGAGACCCCAGCACAAAGGCCGGCGAUGUGGCCACCCUGGCCUCAGUGCUGGAGAAGGUGACGCGGGUGCAUUUUCAGGCCGCCAGCGAACACGUGAUGAUCAAGCUGGUGCCAUGUCCGGCCGUGUGCGCUGAAGCCUUCUCCCUGGUGUCCAACCUGAACCCGUACAGCUACGACGAGAGCUGCGUGUCCAGCAGCGUGGACCACCUGCCCCUGGCCGCUCUCCCCCUCCUCGCCAUCGUCUCGCCUCGCUACCAGGACGCUGUGGCGACCGUGAUCGCCCGAGCCAACCAGGUCUACCACAGCUUCCUGCAGUCAGAGGACGGGCAGGGAUUCACGGGUCAGGUAUGCCUGAUGGGCGACUGUGUGGGAGGUGUGCUGUGCUUCGACGCUUUGUGCUUCAGCAACCACCAGAGGCCUGGCAGCCCCAACAACAGCAGCAGGAACAACAGCACUGAGAGCCUGAAGGAUAACUCGGGCUUGCUCGGGGAGUCCGCCCUGGGUCUGAGUUCUAGCAAGAGGCUGAGUAAGAGCAACAUCGAUAUCUCCGCCCCAAACGGAGGGGACGGCCAGGGCGAGCCGCCGCUCAGCCGCAAGCAGAGCGACUCGUAUGAUGGAGACACCUCGUCCACAGGCCAGCACAGCUUCUUCUCCAGUUUGAUGAAGGAGAGUGUGGAGGUGCGUGGCGGCAGUAGCACCAGCCUGGUGUUGAACCCAGGCCGUUUCGACUUUGAAGUGUCAGACUGCUUCCUGCUGGGCUGUCCGCUUGGCCUCGUGCUGGCCAUGAGACGCACUGUGCUGCCUGCCGUCCAGGUGAGCCAGCUCCAUCCAGCCUGCUCUCAGAUUUUCAACCUGUUCUACCCGUCGGACCCUUCAGCCUCCAGACUGGAGCCGCUGCUGCAGCCUCUCUUCCACAAGUUGCCACCAUUUGCUGUGCCACGCUACCAGCGCUACCCUUUAGGAGACGGUCGCUCAAUGCUCAUCGCGGAGAGUAUCCAAGGCCAUACGAAUGUGUUUUUGGAAGGUGAUCAAACUCCUGGAGGUCCACCUUCACAGCUGUCCUCUGAGACAAAGACUGAGGGAGGAGGAGAAGAAGGAGGUCGUAGAACCAGCGUGACCAGCGUGGAAAGUGAAAUGUCGAUUUGCUCCAUGGGCCAGCUGGGAAACACCAUUGCUAACAUUUCCAGUAGCUGGUGGGGCGCCAAGAGGCUGGAUUAUGCGUUGUACUGCCCUGAUGUGCUGACCGCCUUCCCAACAGUGGCUCUGCCUCACCUUUUCCAUGCCUCCUACUGGGAGUCCACUGACGUAGCAGCUUUUGUUCUCCGGCAGCUCAUGCGAUGUGACUGCGUGAAGACACAGGAAGCGGACAAUCUGGACUCGGCUCCUUUCUCUCCCUCCAGCCCACGAGAAAAAUGGCUCCGAAGGAGGACACAUGUCAAACUAAGGAACGUCACCGCCAACCACAGGGUGAAUGAUGUCAUUGCCACCGAGGACGGACCUCAGACUCUGGUUGGCCGCUUCAUGUAUGGACCCCUGGACAUGGUCACUCUGACUGGAGAAAAGGUGGACGUCCUGCUAAUGACACAACCUCAGUCUGGCCGCUGGGUGCACUUUGACACAGAGGUGACCAACAGCAGCGGCAGGGUCACAUACACCAUACCCAAGAGCAAGAAGCUCGGCCUGGGAGUCUAUCCAAUUAAAAUGGUGGUCAAGGGGGAUCAAACAAGUGCCGAGGCCUACCUGACUGUGUUGCCACGGGGAAUGGAGUGCGUGGUCUUCAGCAUCGAUGGCUCUUUUGCUGCCAGUGUGUCAAUCAUGGGCAGUGACCCCAAGGUGCGCCCUGGAGCUGUUGAUGUCGUCAGGCACUGGCAGGACCUGGGCUAUCUGAUUAUCUACAUCACAGGCCGCCCUGACAUGCAGAAGCAGCGUGUGGUAUCGUGGCUGUCGCAGCACAAUUUUCCCCACGGGAUGAUCUUCUUUUCUGAAGGCCUGGUUCAUGAUCCCCUGCGACAGAAGACCAUCUUCCUCAGGAACCUCAUUCAGGAGUGUCACAUUAAGAUCAACUCUGCUUACGGCUCCAUGAAGGAUAUCUCUGUUUACAACAUGCUCGGCCUCAGCCCCUCACAGGUUUAUAUCGUUGGCAGACCUUCGAAGAAGUACCAGAAUCAGUGCCAGUUCCUGAGCGAUGGCUAUGCAGCGCACCUCUCCACCCUUCAGUUUGGGCACAGAGCCAGACCCAAGAAAUCCCCCUCGGUUCGUAUGGUCCUGAGGAAAGGCUCAUUUGGUCUCUCAGCGAAGCCUGACUUCCUGUGUAAGCGCACCCACCUGCGCAGGACCAUGUCAGUGCAACAGCCCGACCCGCCAUGCACGCCCAACCCCAAGCCUGAGCGAGCCCAGAGCCAGCCGGAGUCAGAUAAGGACCACGGGGGAGGAGGAGGCGGAGGAGGCGGAGGAGGCAGUGGACAAGUUGCAUGGGGACGGGCCGCCAUGCAUCGUGGAGACACCACUCCAUGACGUAUAAAAAGAGAUGGAAGGAUUGCAGGAGGAUAGAAUUGGAAAACAAAGGGGUCUUAGUGUCCAGGGCCAAGCAUCACCUCUACUCACUGUACAUAUACAAUGGAUCCCCUGCUGGCGUCCCUCACAGCUCAGCUUUACCUCCUGCUUGGCCCUCUACACUUUGCCUCCCGUUCAGCCAUUUUUUUGUGACCUGCUCGAUGGAUAAUGUCACCUAGUCUUUGUGCCUGAAAUUUGAAGUCAUCGUCCGGGAUGGCAAUGAUUUUUGCGAAAGUCUGUGUCAAGCUCAAAUUGUGUAAUUGUAAAAUCAAAAGAAUGUACUUCAGAUAGUCAGUGUACACACAUACUCAUGCCCAAACAGACGCUUCAGAGGAUGGAAGAUGUGACGACGGUGGUGACUUUGAACCUAUUGAGACUGUAUCACAAUCUGGCCCCAUUCAGACUGCUGUGCCGACAGGUGGUCAUGAUGACGGACUCCUGCGCUCACCCCCCGCCCAUGUAAAUAGUCAACACACAUCAUCCCCAUGUGGGCCCCUGGACACAGACGCACGGCGACAUUUAGGUUCAGUCUGUGCACGAGCUCUGCGAUCCGGAGCCCCAGUCAGCCGACCCAUUUCACUCCCACUGUUAGAUGUCUCCCUCGCAUUGUGGCUGACUUACUACUUCCGCCCCUCCCUCAACAGUUCAGGCAGAACAUGCCUUUUGACAGCCGCCUCAGACUGGGGUCGACAGCCCCCGGGGUUGCAUUUGCACUAUUGAAGUACACCACAGCGGUUCGUAAUUUAGCUGCGGUACUUGCUUCAGAGACACAGAGUUGUAUUUGUAUUUUAUCGUAUUUGUAGUUUUUGUUUUUCCUGCAGAUUGUGCACUGUCACUGUCUGUUGGUUACUGUAACUAGUGGAGGAUUAAACAGAAUAUGUAGGAAAACGCUGGUUUGACCAAAAAAUGUUUACAGAAUGACAGACACAGCUGUAAAAAGUGAUGAGAACUAAAUUAUCUGCAUAAUUAAAAUGACAGUGUGUUAUCGGCCACAUUAGUUUAGCUGCUUGGUAGUUGCAGUGGCUUGCAGGAUAUUGUACAAUAGACCCCACGCCAGUUGAAUUUCCACCAGGAUGCCCUUGCAUCCAUUUCCUACAGCUGCACUGGAACCAAUAGAUUUGUGAUGAAAUCUGAUGCUGUCUUGUGCACACGAAGUUGAAUUGAGUCUUAUUGUGGCCAUGUUUAAAACUCUGUGCAAGUCAAACAUAUUUUUCUAUGAGGAAAUAUUGUAAAAAGAAAUAUUUUCAAUGUAUGUUUUUGAAAGUUUUGUUGUUUGAUUGUUGAACGGUUCAUUUCUGCCUUAAAUUGUUUUGAUGUUGUGUAGAAAUACUUAUAAUUAGGUUUGUUUGACCAAAGUCUUGAGUUUCGCUGUUACUUCAUGACAAAGUGCAUUUUAUCUAGUUGAUAUUUUGCUUUGACACGUUUUUAGAUGCUGUGUACGUGUGUGCAUGUGUGAGUGAGUGUCUACAGUAGGUAUUUGUUGUAGUUGUAUUUACAGCGACCAUGAAGACAGCUAUGACAAGUAAAUCAAGGAAUCGGAGGACGCAGGGAGGCCAGUGUUAACAUACCUGCAUGUUCUCACUGCAGCUCACUACCGCCGGCUUUUCAGAACAGCGCGUGUGUUCAUGGGUUUGGAUUGAAGCGGUGUGUCAGAGGAUUACUUAGCCGAGGCUUUUAUACCUGCUACGAAAGAAAAAGGGCUUUUGAGAUUUUAGGGUGUAACUGAAAACCUGCAUGGCGGAGUGGAACGUGCAAUCCAGAGGAGAGCUGUCUUUGACUCCUUUCUUUCACUGCCUAGGUGGUCCGGUAAUUAGCUAUUUGAUUACUACUAAGUAUGUAUGACUCCCUGUGGUGCCGCCCCUGUAAUUGCAGUGCACCAAUUAGCAUUACUUGGUAAUUGUAUAAUGUUGUAGAAACAAUACUGAAAUACUUAACUCGAAUUUGUUUUGCAUUUAGAUUGUUGAUACUGAAACAUUGUUAUCCAAGCAAGAAAAUGAUCAUUCCCAUCCAUGUAUACACAGUGAUACAAGUAUUUCCAUAAGUCUGUAUAACACAUAGUGCUAUUUUUCUGCAGUGAUGACACACUGAAGGAGUGAAAUAUUCAUGCUGGACAGCAACAAUGUUAGUAAAUGGCAAAUAAUGAUCUAAUGGUUAAAUGGUGAUUGCUCUGUGCAUGUUAAUUAUUUGAUAUUGUUAAGUAACUUCUAUCAAUUGUCAUGUUUGUGGUCCUCUGAACUAACGAUAGAGUAGCUAUUUGUAAAUACGUGGUGAAUAAUAAUUCAUGGAUGUAAGCUCCACCGCCAGAUGAGUACACUCAAACGCAAUACUUAAAUUUAGGAUAAGCAACGGUAAUAACCGUAAAUGCAUUGUCGAUUAAGAUCGUGAAGUUACCUCUUCCUUUUACUUCAGACUUUCACUCAUUUAAUGGGAUUCAUGGAAACUGGAAGUCAUAUAAAUUCAUUUUAUUCCUCAAUACUAAAGGCUACUAAUACAGAAAUCACCAAGAAAAGAACAACAGGUUAUAUUACACAAUGUAAAAGUUUUGUAUUUAGCGCGAGAUUUAAGUGUUACGCAGUUAUUGUCUUCAUAUAAAUAUGAAUAACCUCUCACUAAGUGCUAAUUAAUGUUGUCAAAUGAUUAGUAUUCACCAAAUCAUGACUUAACUAUUGGGUAUUGACCUGAUUUGCCAUUUAUUAACAGUUCUUACGACGUAUAGAGUAAGAUUUAGUAAAUUAACCACGAUGGCGUGGCAGCUUCUUUUGAAAAUCCUUGAUUUUAUUUAUUUUUGUGGUCUUACUUUUGGUCUUAU